UACACGAAGAUACAUCCGCGGUACGGAUGUAUUUUUUUCUUUUAAAUCCGAAGAAUUGCGAAAGAUACGUGAAUACUAGCGUGAUAUACGUUCGCGCGUUAUCAAGGCCGUGAUCAUGUUAUGGAGGGAGCAUCGAAUCGAGGGCACAGGCGACGGUACGUACCUGUGAUUUGUUGUCGGGGGCUACUUAUGCUCGAAGGAAUCGUGUAAGGUGGUCGCCAUUUUCGUUUCUCCGAGUCACGUGAAUAAUAAGCGUACCUCCUCGAACUAACGGAUUGUAUGCUUUCCUAAUCAAAACCAUCGAACAAUACUUGCACUUGUAUACCUUUGCGAAAUUCAUUCAUACGCGGACUAUCGUUCGGUGGUUCGAUGUAUCGAAUUUCGUUAGAAGUCCGCCAUGAAGAAGUAAACGUGGCGCUCCAGGUGGAAAAUAAUCGCGGUCGGGUAGCGGGGUGAGCAUACCGCAAGGCGAGUGGAAUGUCUGCGCACCUGGCCAGUGCGUCGCUGCUUUGACCUGCCUUUCCUUUCGCCUCCUUUAACCUGGCUGGCUGUUGGAUUUUUCGACGUAGGAACUGUACGACGUGUCGAUCGGCUAGUAUCGUGUAACUAGUUAAAAAAAUUUCUCGAAUUUAAAUCGUUCUGUGCAGUUUAUUGUGGGUUUGCACGUUUUUUAACGCGACAAUAUUGGUCUUUGUCGCGCCGCAUUUUCAACCGGCAGUCGUGCGUCUUCGUCGCGCCCAUCGCGUGAGUUCGCCGUGCGAGAAGCCGCGAUCACGGGAACGAACGAAGAGGGUCCCUAUAGCCAACGAGCGACGGGUUUCGAUGCGCAGUCGCCAGGUGAAGCAACAACGACGACGUGUGCGCGCAACGGUCGGGGUUGGACAGUGUUGCACGAAACCUUGCCACUCACGACGGCGGUCCGUCGACAGAGCCGCGCAAACAAAUAAUUCGCGGGUGCUGUCCGUUUGCGAAGUUUAUCGCAGCGAACUGUAUACCUGCGCAGAAACGUGGCGCGAGGGAUACAUUUACACACCUAUCAUAGGUUUGCGAUCUGGAUCAACAACGGUCGAUCCUUAACCUCAAUCACCGCGAUAGAUAGGCAACAUGUCGCGUUUCAACGACAACAGUCUGUGAACGUGUGAACGUAGUGCGGACGUGAGAUUCAGGUUCAGGUGUACGUUGACCCAGAAGUAGUGAGUAGUGUAUUGAACGAAACGGACGAGAGAAACGAAAGGUAAUCCUGGCACGAUGCAGACUACGGGAACAAGGGGACCUACUCACCUGGUCGCCCUUUACGUGGCGACAGCCGGUCUUCAGGGUAAUGCUCUUGGAUCUGACGAAGAGGAGAUCACGUUGUUGGUUUACGUGCUGAUCGACGUGUUGCAAAAUAAGGUGGUAGGAAGGCAGCAGUACAUUGUACGACCGAUGGUAAUGGACGAAAGUUGCACACCUGGAACCGGUAGCGACAAUCCGGCGGUUGCCGGAAGUAGCGGAAUCAUCAGCGAAGCAGCGCUGGCGCAUGCUCCGACGUUAACCGAAAGAACAGUUCGAGAACACGGCAUUUCUUUGGAGCAAGCUAUCAAACAGUUCGAAGCAUGGUGGUCAUCCAUGUCGUGCGUGACAUCCGGUUCCGCGCCACGUUUCGUCGUAGACGGCCAGGCGCCUAUGAGGCAAUGCUUGCAUCCAGAAGCGUGCAACAAAGAAAUCGACCUGCCUGAACAUUACACCCUCUUUCAUGACCUCCGUAAGGAAUUUGUUGCCUGUUAUUCCACCCAUGGAGAACUCGCGACGCUUGGAAUACAGGAGAUGCUGGAAUAUUUCGGUUUGCCACCGGACACCGAGAACGAAUAUCAUGUAAAAGAGAUACAGGAUAUGAUCUGUGUGAUACAGAGAAUGAUUAAAGAUGGGCACAUCUUCCAAAAUCCUGAAGUAGUUAAUAUUAUUUUAGAACCUGGUAUAUGCUCAAAAGAUGAAGAGGUUGAUAAUGGCUGUGUAGUAAGAGCACGAGGUCUUCCUUGGCAAUCUUCUGAUCAGGACAUAGCAAAAUUUUUUCGGGGCCUAAAUGUUGCCAAGGGUGGUGUAGCUCUGUGUUUAAGUCCUAUGGGAAGACGUAACGGCGAAGCAUUAGUACGAUUUGUUAAUAAAGAACACAGAGACAUGGCACUGAAAAGACACAAACAUCAUAUGGGAGGGAGGUACAUAGAAGUUUACAAAGCAUCUGGAGAAGAUUUUGUAGGUGUUGCUGGAGGAACAAGCGGAGAAGCUCAUGCAUUUUUGUCAAGAGGAGCUCAAGUUAUUGUAAGAAUGAGAGGCUUGCCAUAUGACUGUGUAGCCAAACAAGUGUUGGACUUCUUUUUGACAGGGCAAAAGCCUUGUCACGUAUUAGACGGAGAAGAUGGGGUUUUAUUUGUAAAGAAACCAGAUGGUAGAGCAACCGGAGAUGCUUUCGUUCUUUUUGCAAAAGAAGAAGAUGCUGUGAAGGCCUUGAGCAAACACAGAGAUUGCAUUGGCAGUCGAUAUAUUGAACUUUUUCGAAGUACGAUCGCCGAGGUGCAACAGGUUUUGAACAGGGCGAUUGACCCAAAACAGGUGGUACUUCCGACGCCACCCAUUCCGCAGCUUCCUCCUAUACUUCCACAACACAUUAUCACUUCCGGUACGCGUAAAGAUUGCGUUAGAUUACGCGGUCUGCCUUACGAAGCUCUCGUAGAGCACAUUCUCGAGUUCAUGGGCGAACAUUCUAAGAAUAUCGUCUACCAAGGUGUUCAUAUGGUUUACAAUGCUCAAGGUCAACCUUCUGGCGAGGCGUUCAUUCAAAUGGACAGUGAAAGUUCAGCGUACGCGUGUGCUUCGCAAAGACAUCAUCGGUACAUGAUAUACGGGAAGAAGCAGCGAUACAUCGAAGUGUUCCAAUGCAGCGGGGACGAUAUGAAUCUGGUAUUGACAGGUGCAGUAACUCCACCGUCAACCAAGGCUCUGCUAUCACCCGGUACGUUGACCACACAAAAUCCCGCAACAUUGACACAUCCGCCUCCGCCGACACCGGUACCGGUACCGGUGCCGACGGCGCAGCCACCCCUCUGGGACAUUCACGCGUUAGUACAGGCUCAAGCUCAAGCACAGGUGCAGGCUCAAGCGCAGGCAAUGCGAAACCAAGACUUUUGGCUAAUGGCGUUAGCCUCGAAUCCACCACCUACGUCCACCACUCCCGCCUCCCCAACUUCCUCCGCCACGACUAAGACGCUAGCUCUUCCCGGACACAAUCAUCAGCAUCAACUUCCUGCCUAUGCCAUGGCACCACCAUCGGCAGCUGCAGCCGCAGCGGCUGCUGCUGCGCUUCAUGCUCAGCAAUCCGCGCCGGCGCCUUUCUUACUUUUCAAUGUUCCCUCACGCAUUCCCAUUUUACGCGCACCAACGCCUCAUGGUCUGUUGACUCCUAUUGUUCAGGCUGCACCUAUCAAUCCGGCUGCUAUUAUGGGACUAAAGAGAACUUGGGAAAGUGCUUUCCCACCCGAUACACAGAGUACUGUCGCGAAACGCGCCACGUGGCAUACACCGGCGACCGCGUUCCACGCGCAACCUCCAACCGCCGCACCAGGUUUGCCUUAUCCUGCUCAAUUUUAUCCACAAAUUUGAUAGAUCGAAUCACUGCUACUUACAGCAGUUGAAACGAACCAGAUGAGACUUUGUACGUUCUCUGUGUCAGCUGAAUUUCUCAGCCGACUAAACAAGAAAAGUCCAGUGUCCGUAGUUCGUUCCAUCGUAUCUCUAUUCAUGAUCCUUGCAACGAGAGGUUGUGAUUUUUAAGACAUUUAUUUCUUAUGUUGUGUUAUUACAACAGACCAUUUAUUUUUCUACGAGUGUAGAGAGUACAUGCUUUUAUGUUUAUUAUAGUUUUAAACGACACAUUCCAUAUGAUAUUCCGAGCAAACUUCUUUUAUAUCGCUACAUCAAUACCAUCACCGUUUUGCCUUUUGCCCUUGAACCCUUCCUUGAGUGUACACGUAAUCGUUUCAGAGUUGUUUUCCAUCUUGAUACUUACAUUGAGCAACAGUACUUAGCGUGUUUCUAUAAUAUAUGUUACUUUUUUACGUAACAUGCAAGUGUUUUCGACGGUCACGGUACUUUUUAGAGAAUACAUAUAUCACGGUACGUGAUCGUAUCUAUAUAUAUAUAUUUUUUUUUUGUUAUAAAGGCCCUUGUGUGGCGUAUAAGAGUAAUUCCUCUCGCAUAAUCACACAAGAGGCGCAGCAAAGUGCCUUAAACGUAAACGCGACUAAGGACUUUAUUUUUCUUUCUUUUUUUUUUUUUAGAAAUUCGUGAUUUAUAUGCGUAUGUAAAUAUAUACAUAUAAAUUUAUAUAUAUAUAUACAGAUAUCUAAAUAUAGACGUAAUUAAAUUUAUACAUAAGAAUGAUUUAUAUAUAUUUUGCUAAAAAUAUUUUUAUUAGCGUGUAAGUAAAUGGACAUUCCAUCCACUGUUAUGAAUUUUCUUUUUAAAAUCUAUUCUUUUUUUCGACGAGUAAUUCCUUCCUUACGCGGCAUCUACUUUACGCACGUCUAAACGAUAAGAAAAUUAAAAUUACAAAAUGAGCCUGCACUUACAUUGCAGUUUCAAGCUGAAUGUAUUAUCAUAUUUGGUAUGCAACUGCAAUGCGCGCGAGCUUCCUGAGCCGAUGGGCAGUCCAACGGGAUGGACAAAUUGCCACGACGAAGAUUGACAAAUCCAUUUCUAGCCCUCAUCACAUUCCCCGAGAGGCGUUAUUAACACGCGUAUCUGUGUCGCGUUAAUUAAUCACAGAGAAUGGUACUCGAACUUCAUACAGGAUAACCGAUCCGAGACUGUUUUUACCUGAACGUUCUUCAGUAGUGCAAGUACCGUUCCAUUAAAUGGAUAGUUGCGUUGACGUUACGAGGGUUUGGUAAACGAUACAAGGCAUAAGAAAGAAGUAAAGAUUGUCUGUAGCUUUUGCUGUGAAUUAAUUAAUUAAUUACCAUUUUUUUCUCGUGUCAGUAUCGUUUGCCAAGCCUUAGGUAGCUUGUGAUGUUGUUUAACUUGGUGUCGGCGGUGUUCACAAUUCUCGACGCUCUUCCACGGCCUUAAUAAUAUUUGUGAUAACGUGUAGUUGGUGGAAAAACGAGAACUGCUGCAGAAGAGACGUGCCGAGAGGCCGAUAUUGAGUGUACUUUGGAAACAACAUCGUUGUAUACGUUUCGCCGUCGAACGAUGAUCCCUUUAGUUUUCUUACUGUCACGGCUAUAAAAAACAAGAGCUUGUUAACAUACAAAUGUCCAUGUAAUCGCGAGGUUCGCUUUAGCCUUUCGUCCUUUCCACUUUUCUUUUUUUUUUUUGUGUGUUGGUUUUUUCUGUACGCUCGAUCUCGGUGUUUUAACCCGACGUGUGUUGUCGUUGAUUACGACACGACUUUUUCUUGCCACGUUUUUCCUUUUUUCUUAUAUUUAUGUAUACACACUCAGAUAGUAUAAUAUACAAGGUGUUUGUGAUCUAGUAGCAUAACCGGACUGCGGAUAAAUCUACAUGAAAGAGUGAUAUUUUUUUAAAAAGCCCGCCAUAAUUUGGGGAAACGUGUGGCGCCGUCUGCUGUUUGGUGCUAAAAAUGAGCUUUUCGGUAUCGCCGAUAGGGAGCGCAAAAAAUACAUUAAUUUAUAGUUCUCUUUAUUAACAUCGGAGGGCGCUAUUGGGCGGUCUUUUUUAAAAUUUAAAAAUGUCGAACUUUUUCAUGUAAAUUCAUCUUCCGGGCUGGUUAUACCACCAGACCGGAAACUCUCUGUAUGUGAUACGUGUACAAGUAACGUGAUAACGAAAGGAAUUGUUCGACCACGGUGAAACGGCACGAAACGCACAAUUAAUCGUAUUAAAGUCCACGGGCAUAGAAAUGACUGGUUUGCAUGUCGUGGUUUUGUGGAGGGACGUGCAUACAAGUACCUGUAAUAUCUUUUCUCCGUUACCUUCGUUCGCGAGACGAGAAGAUUACAUAAACGCGCUUUUUUUUUUCUUUCCCUUUAGUACGUAACUAGACGUUCAUUAUAUACGUUAGUCGAUCUUCUUGUUUUUAAUCUUCCAAUCGUUAUUUCUUUCUUUCCUCCUCAAUCGUUUUACAUUCCCUGAACUGCCAAUAAAUGUACACCUGCCCGUUGAUUAUAUUAAUUAAUUCAAGGGAUAAGUGUACGUUUCUUGUAACAAUUUUCUCGUACUAUGACGCGUAAUCCUAUAAUAUUCUCGCACAAAGCCUCUCUCUGUUUUCGACAGGAUACGGUAGCGUGUUACAUAGAAUCGUGUAGUAGUACCUUGGUAUACACCUAGUCCUGUUUUGUUCGUUACAAUUGCAAUGUAAAAUAUGCACGGCACUCUAUACGAAGCAAAUUCUUAUUUCAAAAGCAAAUUUAGAUAAAUAUAAUGACGAGCCUUCAGUAUUUGAGCCGUGCACAUUUUGUAUUUCAAUCUUACAGAUGUAACUCGAGAAUCGGGUAUUAUUGCCUGCCGAUAUUAUUUACAUCGGGAUUACGCUUCCUGAUUCGGCUUCACAUAGCAUUAAUAGACAUCCUAGAGACUAGAUUUCGCCGGGACGAUGCGAAAUGGAGCCAUAUAUCCAUUUCGCAUCCUCCCUAUGGGGCCGCAUUUUGGUGUGUUUUAUAACGUGAAUAAACAAAUGUAUCGGUCGAGAAUGUCGGGAAGCUUUACAUGUCUCAAUUUGCUUCGUUCGUUCCGUACACUUUUUGAUCAGUAUGAAACUUUGCUCGAGUAUAUUAACUCUUCCAGCACGAUGAUGGCCUAUGAACGCUCACAUAUACGACCAUAUUCCAAUAGAAUAAUAAUUUUCAUAAGUUUUCGCAGCUCUAGAAUAUAGGUUUUUAAUUUUAUAUUCACAGUCAGAUUUUCAGCUGAUCCUCGCACCGGAAGGGUUAAACGCAAAUGUCCCGACACUCUCGACUCCCGCACAGGUUCCUCUAUUCGAUAUACUAUUAUGACUAUCAAUAACUGCGGCCUGUAUGGUGUACGUAAGAUGCGCAUUCUCGUACGAACGAGAUACACGUGCAUUGGAUAACGUUAUGCAUCAAUAGACCAAGUGACUAAGAACGAGUCUAUUUUGGUCUGCUGAUGUGUAACACAGUGAUACUGCUCCCAACAGCGGCAAUAAAUCAUUCUAGCUUCGCUAUUAACCCUCUGACCCGAGUCACAAUCGUAGCUUCGAAAAUGAUUAGAAUUUGGAGCUGUAGUUUCGUUGAUUACAUUCAUUACAUUUUCAGUGUCGGGUCGAAGGGGUUAAGUAUGUCGCAAAUUAAUUCCAUUUCUUCAUCGUAGAGCCGCUUGAUACUAUUGAUGCAUAAUGUCGUCCGAAUUUUGUGUAUUACCUGCCAUUAGCUUUCGCUGGGCACUCACACGAGCCGUAUUAUACACUUAUCCUCCACAUGGUACAGUUACGCGCAAUGAUCUUUCUUUACUGAAGAGAAAAUGUAGAAAGUUGUUUCCUAUCAUUUGUCUGAUCCGAUUUUAUUUCUUAUGGCAGAAGGGGUAAAUGGUUGGUAGGGUACUAAAGUCUAAGUUACACCGGUAGAUUAAAUAGUACGAGUAUACUAGCGCUAUCCACCUCUAGUAUACUUCGAAGGGUAUCUUCUACAUUUCUCUUUAACUAAGAAAACCUUUAAUUGCCCAUUACUGUACAGGUGGAAGGGCAAGGGAGAGAGUGAGUGAGAGGGAGUGAAAGUGAGCAGGGAGAGAACGAGUGAGAAAUGUAGCAUUUACUUAGACUGUAUCGUACUAACUCUCCAGUGCUCGUCACCAUUAUCAAAAUUAUCCCUCUCAUCCGUUGAAUGUGUUGUCUGGUAUCUUGUGAUCCGCUAACCUGGUGACUGACAAUGUGUCGUCCCUCUUUUGCAAAUUACAUCUUAAUUAAUCAUCAUCUGAAUGUCAGGUAAAGACUCGGAACGCAAUUUCAGAAGUCUCUAAAAAUUAUCGAGAAACGAUACGCAUAACGAGUUUACGGCUAAUCGUGAUUGUCCUGGCGAAAGUUAAUCAUCAGGCACGUUUUCGUGCAUACUUGCUCGCGAUGUAACGGGAUUAUGUUCAAUUAUCGAUUGCGACAACUUUUCUCACUUUUAUUUUUCUUUUUUUUUUUUAUUUUCUAUGUUUCUUUAUCCCUCCCUCCACUCGAGUUACGAGAAAACGUGUUUUUCCGAUUGCGUUUCACCUAUACUGGGAUGUAGGACAUUCACGCACACACACACUGACCCAAUACACACACACACACACACAUAGAAGUAUAUAUACCGAUCUUUUUUUACCCCUUGUAUACACACUUUUUUUCUGUAUAUCGACGAUUAUAUAUCGAUGGUGAAUCGAUCAUGUUUAAUAAAUGUGCCUUGUGGACAUA
Messenger RNA from Osmia lignaria (orchard mason bee), 8392 nucleotides. Its product is annotated as RNA-binding protein fusilli. The record is from RefSeq and is a predicted model, not a curated record. Lineage: Eukaryota; Metazoa; Arthropoda; Insecta; Hymenoptera; Megachilidae. Gene Ontology annotation, molecular function: RNA binding.